Molecule: messenger RNA, 3184 nt
Organism: Labrus mixtus (cuckoo wrasse)
Lineage: Eukaryota; Metazoa; Chordata; Actinopteri; Labriformes; Labridae
Gene: c16h6orf62
Product: chromosome 16 C6orf62 homolog
Exons: 5
Coding region: 1392-2084 (230 amino acids)
Source: RefSeq, a predicted model, not a curated record
AGUUGACGGCGCAGCCAUUUUGAGGAAGGCUGUGGUUCGACGAGUCUGCUGUGUGUGUGUGUGUGUACCAUUAUUAGCUGUCCCGAAAAACCACACAAAGAAACCAGACGGGAAAAACGUUGGACGACACGCCGUUAAAUAUGGGCCCACCGGGAGACAGAACACGCCACAUGUCGACUGAAAGAACGGAGGACUUCAGCUGGAUUGUCGAUUUAUCUUGACAUGGCAUGCAGCAGGGCGAGUCGGAGGUUGUGACGACUGAAGAAAAGAAGAGAAAGAAAACAAACACCUCGAAACUUAAGGCGUGGAAAGGGGGCGAUCCUGCUCAGCUAACGUUUAUUUCGUCAUUGUUGGCUAUCGAUCCCCCUUGCUGAUUUUUUUGUCGAUGUCGUUGUCGAGCUAAAAUGCUGAGCAUAGGCAAAAACAGCUAGUUAGUCCCCCCCAAGAACAUGUAAACGCGUGGAAAGAUGACUGUACGCUAGCUAGCCGACCACACAUAGGCCUAAAUUAAGCCAAUCAGUCAGAAGAUAAGAUGUAGCUACCCCGCUGGUUCACUACUAGUUAGUGUUGGAAGUGAAUGCCUUAGAUUAGCUUGCUAGCUCACCUUAGCUAGUGUGCUAAAAAUACGCCACGCCCACAUCAUGACGACCAGCAGUGGCUGCAGCGCCGCAGGCCGUGGGGCCAAGUGAGUGGCAGUAAACAGUUGAGGAAAAUGUCAAGGUACUUUCACAGUGGUCCUCGAUGUGCCAAUAUCUCCUGGCAUCUGUAUUUACCUGCCAUGUCUGUCUGUAUCCCCAACCUGUCUGUAACACGCACAUAACGCAGUCUACAGAGAAACAAAAACACAUAACAAGCCAUGGAUGAGGGGACUUUGAAUCGACCCAAACAAUAGAAUAUUUUGUCUGCUUGCUAGUCUCUGUACUUCUCAAUUUCACUAGCAGAAAAAAUGGGUUUUCACAAUAACAGCCGUUUUUGUUAAGUUACAUUCUCAAAAAAGUCAACUUUUAGUUGCUCUUUCAUUUAUGUCUUGUAAUCCCUUGUCGAUGGCAGGUUGAAAAAAAAGCUCAAUUGGCUUAAGUCAUGUCUUAAAAACAUGGAUUUCUGAUCAAGUUGUAAGGAGAUGUAGUCUUAGUUUGUUAAUCAUUCCCCUCUUCAACACUGCCCUGCUACAAAAAAAAAGAAAAUGACUUAGUUUGUCCUCUGAUUUGUUGACCUUUUCAGUUGGUAGUUAGUGGGUAAUUCACAGAUCUAGCCUAGAGUUGUUUGAUGCGUUGUUUCCGCGAGGGGUAGCUAAGCAUCAUCCUUUAUCCGACGUAUAAACACAAAAAGUAGAGAGUGUAGCCAAAACUAUUUUUGCACGAGAAGGAAGACACUACCAUCAAAAUCUAACCAUGGGGGACCCAACUUCACGAAGAAAUCAGACAAGAAAUCGACUUCGAGCUCAACUUCGGAAGAAAAGGGAGUCUUUGGCUGAUCAGUUUGACUUCAAGAUUUAUAUAGCCUUCGUUUUCAAAGAAAAGAAGAAGAAGUCUGCACUUUUUGAGGUGUCAGAGGUGGUGCCAGUGAUGACCAACAAUUAUGAAGAGAACAUCCUACGAGGUGUGCGGGACUCCAGCUACUCACUCGAGAGCUCAAUAGAACUCCUGCAAAAAGAUGUUGUGCAACUACACGCCCCCCGAUACCAGUCAAUGCGAAGGGAUGUGAUAGGCUGCACACAGGAGAUGGACUUCAUCCUUUGGCCACGCAACGACAUUGAGAAGAUUGUGUGUCUGCUUUUCUCCAGAUGGAAGGGGGCCGAUGAUGAACCCUUUAGGCCUGUUCAGGCCAAGUUUGAAUUUCAUCAUGGAGACUAUGAGAAGCAGUGCUUGCAUGCUUUGGGUCGUAAAGACAAGGCUGGAAUGGUCAUGAACAACCCAACUCAGUCUGUAUUUCUCUUCAUGGAUAGACAGCACUUACAGACUCCUAAAACCAAGGCCACAGUUUUCAAGUUGUGCAGCCUCUGCCUGUACUUGCCCCAGGACCAGCUGACCUGCUGGGGUGUGGGAGACAUCGAGGAUCACCUCCGCCCAUACAUGCCUGAUUAGGGCUUCCUGCUCCACCCAGCAGCAUAGGGAAAAGCCCUUCCCCCCCUCCCUCCUGCCUAAGCCUUCAGAAGCAAAUUGAUGUACUCAUCUUCACCCGUUUCCUUUUAAAAGAUUUGAACUUGUGCUUGGAUCUCUUCUCCUUUUUGUUACCUCCUCGUUCUCCCCACCCUGACCUGCAGCUGAUUCAGUUCUCAUCCUUGUUUUUUUCCCCCCUCACGCUUCCAAUGUCCUCCUUUUCUUCCUUACCAUUUUUGGAUUGGUCCCCCCCCCCCCCCCCCCCUUUUUUUUUUUUUUUUUUUUUUUACCCCCCCCCCCCCCCCCCCCCCCCCUCCUCCUCAUCAUUCCCCUUCUACUCACUCAUCCGUUUUUGUUUAUUUGAACCUGCACGAACAUUGAUUUUGAGUGGUUGGUUGUUCUCUUGGAGCCGCACUGUCAACAGCACCGGUCAUUGAAGGAACUCUUUAUGUUGCAUCAAAACAGGAACAAACGACACACAGGUCUUCACGGUGGUUCUCAGAUGGACAUGUUUUUAUCCUUGUUGUCAUAAGAGAGGAUUGUUAAAGCUUGUUUGUAAUGUCAGUGGAGUUUUUAGAACAACUUGACACAAUCUUUUGACCAAGGACAGGUGUGAAUAGGCAUUUAAACACCUGUACAAGCAAAGAAUACAAGAUGAACAGUAUUUGUCAAAUCAUAUGGUGUAGGUAUGGCUUCUUAUAAACCGCCUUAGUUUUUUUUGGCUGGACUUUAAAAAAAAAAAAUGUUUUUGGUGUCAUUUGCUUUCCUCUGAAACAUGCUAGGCAGUCCAUUGCUAAAAUCUUGAGUGACUCGAAAGGCAUUGUGCAUAACGUUGAGACAUGGCUAGAUGUUGGAGGUUACGGUCACUGGUCAUGCACCGUUCAGUUAAGCUACUGAAAUCUGAUGUUUUUAUGUUUUGUUUGAUUUGGGAUGUGGGUUGGUGAGACGCUGAAAGGGUGACAUACUUAAUGUUUAACAGACCUAACCAAAGUUGCUGUAAGCUAACUGAUUUUUGUUUAAUUUGACCUACUAAAAAAAAUGAAGAUUAAGUUGCAGCCAUGCUCAUGAAUAAAAGUUGGAUUUUG